This is a messenger RNA of Actinia tenebrosa (Australian red waratah sea anemone), 832 nucleotides long. RefSeq names its product lactadherin-like. Lineage: Eukaryota; Metazoa; Cnidaria; Anthozoa; Actiniaria; Actiniidae. The record is from RefSeq and is a predicted model, not a curated record.
CCUUCACUUUGUAAAUAUUCCACAAAUGUUUGACCUUCAAACUUUCUUCUAUUCAGGUUGUCCAAGUCACAGUGUUGGUAUACCCGAUCCUAGUUCGGUACCUGAUCACAGGUUUACAGCAACAACAUUUUAUUGGCCUUACCCGCCUUAUUACGGGAGACUGGAUGGUAGCAAAUCCUGGGCCCCGAGUUCCCGAAAUGCACCUGGUGAUUAUCUACAGAUUGAUCUAGGUGCUGUUUUCUACAUAUGUGCUGUAGCAACACAGGGGGAUGGGGAAUUCAAAGAUCAAUGGGUAAAAAAGUAUAAAGUAUUGUACUCAACAAACAACGAACUUUGGUCAACAUAUUACAACAAGUCAAGUGAAAAAGAGUUCAGCGGUAACUAUGACAGAACAACAGUGGUUACUAAUGCAAUAAUCAACCCAUUCAGAGCCAGGUUUGUUCGUGUACUUCCAACUGCUUACCAAGGAUGGAAGUUGCUAAGGGUGGAUUUCAAAGGACUUUCUUCAGGUUGCACUUCGUCGCUUGGUCUUGAGRRYWCACARAUACCAGACUCACACUUAACGUCAUCUUCAUCAUYCGAUAAUUCCCAURCUGCACCACGUGSUCGUYUGUAUGRCAGUUCGUCAUGGUGCAGCCAAACAAWUGGYAAUAAUGAGUACAUACAGGUUGACCUUGGACAGGUCAAGACAGUGACAGGYAUUGCAACACAAGGUAACCCAGAUAUGGAUGCAUGGGUGACGUCAUACAAAGUUAGUUACAGCUUUGAUAACACAUAUUGGAAUGAGUACAAAGAAGGACAGGUCGUUAAGGUAAUAUCGUCUGGGCUAUGA